UGACCGUCACCAACCGGGACUUGUGUUAGAUCACCGUUCAGCACCCACACAGCAGCUGCUCCAGAUUAACGGGAGCACUUCGGGUCUCUGGGAUUAUAAAUACGAUCUCCGGGAUAAAAGUCUCAGAAGAGCGAUUUUGAAUGAGCGGCGGCGCGCGUUCACGUGACGCGCGAGUAUCCGGUGCGCGCGACUGGUGUAACGGCGGCGGCGGCGCUUCAAGACUCUCCGCCUCACCACGAGCGCCGGUCAGAGUAAAAGGCACUUGACGCAACAUCAACGGAGGAGGCGCACUCAAGCCAUUCCAACUUUUCUUCUCUCCUAUUCCCAGGACUAAGAGGAUCCACAGCGGUCCUGCAUCAUGCCUCGCUCCCGGCGUCUCUGAUCCAUUUCCACAUCGUAGUAUGAGAGAACCAUGAGCACUGUGGAGGAAGAACCGGAUCACAUGAUACCAUGAAGAGAAGCCUGCAGGUCCUGCCUAACCAGCUGCUGAGCAUUCUUCUGAUCCUGUCAGUACCAGAGAAGCUGGUAUCCUUUGCACAGGAGCUCUCUCCCAGCUGGACGCCACGGAGCCUUGUCUCUAUGUUACAUUCACCAAGCCCACCUGGCUGGUGGAAGGGGUCUAGUACUGGUGACCAGCCCAUUUUCAGAGGUCGCAAUGCACCAAUAUCUACCCUGGCAUUCCUAAUGCCUCACCUGGAUCAUACCACCACAGUUAAGACUAACUUUGGCCCAAGUCUAAUGCCUAGUAUUGAAUUAAGAGAAAAUCCCUACAGAACUGGGUUCCAGAAGGCUGUUAGACCUAAUUCUAACAGAAACAGCCCCAGAUCUUUUACACCCUCCAUGGUGUGGAAUUCCAGUGCUACUUCUCGGAACCUAUCCACAAUGACUUCAUUUAUCAGUAGGAGGCCAGGAAGCAGGAUGAACCAAAAUGGGUCGGUCAGUAGAAAGCAGAAGGUAUCUAUGGAGUCAGACUCUAAAGUGGCCCCUGCUGCUGAGCAUUCCCAACUAAGAUCCAUUGAUAACACCCAAGGGAUGAGUGUUGAAGAGCCAACCACCCCCACUUACCCUUACUCGUCAAUGAUGUCAUUGUUGUUAUCCAUUCCUGCUAUGCCACUGGAGAAAAGCUUCAGGCAGCACGUUCAUGCCAUCAAACAGCGUAAUGCUGCCACUCUUCCUGAAAACUAUACUGAGUCAAAAUCGCAGCCACCUGAUCAGACCACACAUUUUCCUCUGAAAGCAACUGAGUACUCGAAAACAAAUAAAGUUACCCACCCUACAGAGUUUGCCAGCCUUCUUAUGAACAGCAGCUCAGCAAAGACAUUAGGUGGCACAAAUACUCCUGCUUACAUAACCAGUGAUGCUUUCUUCUUCAAGAAUAGUGUGACAGACACAAGCACUCGCUCCAAUGAUGGAAAUUUAGGUACAUUGUUGAAUAUUCCUCCACUGAGAAAUGAUUCAAGUGUGAGUAGAAUGCCUACCACCCCACGAGGGACCAUGGGCUCAGGGAACCAAUCGGGCCCUGAUCCUGAUUCAGACAAUAACCGUGCCACCAUUUGCCUGACCAAAAUGGACAUUGUAUGGGUGGUGCUUGCCAUCAGUGUGCCUGUAUCCUCCUGCUCUGUUCUGCUGACAGUGUGCUGCAUGAGAAAGAAGAAAAAGUCAACCAGCCAUGAGAACAACCUGAGCUAUUGGAACAACACCAUCACCAUGGAUUACUUCAAUCGGCAUGCUGUGGAGCUCCCUCGUGAGAUACUGCCACUGGAAACUGUUGAUGAGCGGGAGACAUGCCUACCCCCUAAUGGUGACUACAGUGACAGUGGUGUUGUGCUGGUUAACCCUUUUUGCCAAGAGACUCUCUUCAUCAACAGAGACAAGGCCUCUGACAUCUGAGCAUGUCACCAUUAUCACAGCUUGUCUGUUUGUUUUUUCUUUCCCAAAGGUUUUUUUUAUAUAUAAUUUGGUGGAUCUUCAAAGACAGAGCUUUAUAUAUAUAUAUAUAUAUAUAUAUAUAUAUAUAUAUAUAUAUAUAUAUAUAUAUAUAUAUAUAUAUAUAUAUAUAUGUAUAUAUAUAAGAUAUAUAGACAAGUUUAAAAAGACAAAUGAAUGAAUUAAGAGCACUCUUGCUGUAAGGGUAAGCCCCCUUGCAUAUUUUUUCCUGAUGUACAUUUUCUACAGAUACUUAAUUGUGAUAAGGGUUUUUAUGUAUUUUUUGGAUAAAAGCAGUGUGUGUGGUUUCUGUGGUGUUCAUGUGGCUUGGAAUAAAAAGCAAUGCAAUGUAUGCUGUAAAGAUGUGUGUGAACUUACCCAAAACACUUAAAAACUUAAAAGCCUGAUGAACUUGAAUUGCCUGUGUGUAUAGUGAUGCAAAAGCAGAUAGCAGUGGGUAUGUGCCUGGGUUCAGGGAGGUACAUAAACCCUGUGUUAUCACUGGAAGAAAUGUAGUAGUGGGUUAUGUCAUGAGACAGAAGAAUUUAUGUAGUAGUGGGCUAUGUCAUGAGACAGAAGAAAAAGUUUUUGCCCUUAUGAGUCACCAGCACAGGGACUAUUUGAAAAGUCUGUAAGUCCCUUUGUAGACAGCACUGUGUUUCUGUGUCCAGUUACAUCUGGAUUCUCACGUUUAAACACCUGUGUGUGUGUGUGUGUGUGUGUGUGUGCGAGAGAGAGAGAGAGAGAGAGAGAGAGAGAGAGAGUGUAAGAGAGCGUGUGUGUGUGUGUGUGGUGUGUGUGUGUGUGUGUGUGAGAGAGAGAGAGAGAGUGUAAGAGAGCGUGUGUGUGGUGUGUGUGUGUUAGAUUAGGGAUCAUAUUCUUUACAGCAUCUCUAAAUUAAAAAUGAAAUAUUUUUAAACACGAUUAUAUUAGCUUGCUUUGCUAAGGUUAGCUGUGUUGGGCAGUUCUGUAUCCUCACAUGCUUAAACUCUUUGUUGUUCUUUUGUUUUAUUUUUAUAAAUACAGUGGCACUUUUAUUAGCCCAGAAUAACAUGGUAUCAGUGUCUCAUAUGAGGUUGUUUUUAAAAAGGCUGAGAAUGCUUCACAGUGUGUGGAAGGAAGAAGACCCUUUUGUCUGUUUGUGUGUCUUUCUGCCUUUAAAAUUGUUUUAUUGUGAGCACUGAGGUUUGUCCAAUCUUGGACUGCAUUGUUUUAUGCUGAAAGAUUCUGACCAAAAGUUGUCACUCUGUAGUUCUCCUCUGGUGUUUAUUGCUGUAUUGUACAGUUCUUUUUUUGGAUGAUUAUGAGUAUAAAACACUGGAUGUAUUAGAGUAAAAAUAUUAGACUAAGUGAUCAAAUCAGAGAAAAUAUUUUAUACUGCAAUAUUUACUUUGAGCAUAUGUAUGAACAUAUUGUUAUUCAGUCAGUCUUUCAGUAAAUCAGUACCACUUAUUGAAUCAGCUCAGUAACAGUUUUUGUUGUCAUGUACUGAUUUCAAUGCCUUUUUUACUGUUCAUUUUAUUAUUAUUAUUUUUAAUCUUUUAUCAUCCUGUUAUUUUUAUUUUACAUUUAGGAAGGAUAUGUAGGAGGGAUAUCAGGUUUAUUGCUUUACAGUCUUAUUAGCAGAGGGAAUCACAUUAUCAACUUAUUUUGUAUUGUAGCACAUACACUGUACUUUUUACUGCUGAGCAAUAAAAGAAAAAAUGGUU
This is a messenger RNA of Tachysurus vachellii, 3635 nucleotides long. RefSeq names its product transmembrane protein 108 (gene tmem108). Bases 451 to 1890 code for a protein of 479 amino acids. The transcript has 6 exons. Gene Ontology annotation, biological process: dendrite extension; postsynaptic density organization; retrograde axonal transport. NCBI's taxonomy places the organism in Eukaryota, Metazoa, Chordata, Actinopteri, Siluriformes, Bagridae. Gene Ontology annotation, cellular component: axon; postsynaptic density; endosome membrane. The record is from RefSeq and is a predicted model, not a curated record.